This is a messenger RNA of Chenopodium quinoa (quinoa), 3961 nucleotides long. RefSeq names its product ABC transporter A family member 2-like. The coding region runs from base 797 to 3703 and encodes 968 amino acids. NCBI's taxonomy places the organism in Eukaryota, Viridiplantae, Streptophyta, Magnoliopsida, Caryophyllales, Amaranthaceae. Gene Ontology annotation, cellular component: intracellular membrane-bounded organelle; membrane. The record is from RefSeq and is a predicted model, not a curated record. Gene Ontology annotation, molecular function: ABC-type transporter activity; ATP binding; lipid carrier activity. Gene Ontology annotation, biological process: transmembrane transport; lipid transport. The transcript has 16 exons.
GUGGGGAUAUAUUUAAUUGUUAGUAGACUUGAUCAAUGGGCGGGCUAAGCUGGAGCUAAAAAUCUGCCCGUUACUCGUCGGGCCGUAUGGGCUUUUCAGACCAUUUACGGGCAAAAAAAUGAACUAAAAUAGCAUAAAAAUGCAUUCCCAAACCCGUCCAAAAAAACAAAAAAAAAAUCGGACUGGGUCAGACGGGUCAGCUUUGAUCAGCUCUAAUUGUUGGUAGGAGAGAUAAAUAAUUAAAAAAAAAUUAAUAAUGUAAGUGGGUUUGUUAGAAAUAAUAAAAUAAAUGUGGAUCCUUUUCAAUAAGAAUGUGUUGCAAUUAUUAAAAAACGGAUGAAAAAGAAAAAAAUUGCGAUUAUUAUAAACGGUGUUAGUUGUUAAAUUACACUUACAUUUGCACAAGUUCACAACCUUUCCCAUGUAAAUAAAAAAAUAAAUAAAUAAAAUCGCAACCUUAAAAAUAGCCAUUCCAACGCGCCUCCACAAAACAAAGGGAAACACGCAACUCCCUUCCUAUGAAAUUUCUAUGGCAUCCUUCCAAAAGUCAAAAGGUCAAUCCGAAUCUGUAUUUUUUUUUUUUUUUUUAUAUAUUUUUUUUAAAAGCCAAACUUAUUCAAAAUCCCAACCAAAUUCCAACCAAUCCAAUAUCAAAUUUCUGUUAACUCACAAAACCAAUAUAGAACAGUGUCAACGAAAAUUACAAGGGAUUCCAUAUCAUUGCUAAUUACACCAAUCCAAAUCCUCAAAAACAAAACACGAACACGACCCGUUUUACUAUUAGGGAGUAAUAAUAAUGGAAUUACAAAAGGGGAUUCCAUUAUUAUUACAACAAUUGAAAUCAUUAUUCUGUAAAAACGCAUUGCUUUCAUGGCGUCAUAAAUGGGCAACAAUUCUCCAACUAUUUUCUUCAUUAAUCUUCAUCUUCUUGAUGUUCUGUAUUCAAAAAGCAUUCGAUGCCCAGUUCAAGAACACCACUAAUUUCCAGAAUCUUCUCGAUCCAAAGCCGCUUGUUUCGCCCGCGAUUCCGCCUUGUGAAGACAAGUUCUUCAUCAAACUCCCUUGUUAUGACUUCGUUUAUAGCGGUGCCUCAAAUCCUAAUGUCAAGCGUAUUGUUUCCAGAAUUAUGGCUAAUAAUCCUGGCCGUCCUAUUCCACCUCCUAAGGUUAAGUCCUUUGCAACGGAAGCUGAGGUUGACGCAUGGCUUCUUAGCAACCCAAUGCAUUGUCCAGGAGCACUGCAUUUUGUAGAACAAAAUGCGACCAUAAUAAGCUAUGGUGUUCAAACUAAUUCUACACAAGUACAAAAAAGAGGGAGGUAUGAAGAUCCUACCUUCAAAUUUCAGGUUCCACUUCAGAUUGCUGCAGAACGAGAGAUAGCAAGGUUUCUUAUUGGAGAUCCAAACUUUAGCUGGACAGUAGGCUUGAAAGAAUUUGCUCAUCCUCCAGAUGACCCCUUCUCCAUCAUUGCCACUAUCGGUCCAGUCUUUUUCCUUGCAGUUGCCAUGUUUGGCUUUGUAUUCCAAUUGAGUUCCCUGGUGAUGGAGAAAGAAUUAAAACUUAGAGAGGUGAUGAGUAUGAUGGGUCUGUAUGAUACUGCCUACUGGCUGUCAUGGCUAGCUUGGGAGGGACUUCUUGUUGUUGUUUCAUCAGUUUUCAUCGUACUAUUUGGGAUGAUGUUUCAGUUUGAUUUUUUCUUGCACAACAAUUUUGCGAUCUUAUUCCUUGUGUUCUUUCUUUUCCAAUUAAACAUGACUGUCUUUGCAUUUGCGCUAUCAGCCUUCAUUAGCCGGUCAUCUUCAGCUACAAACAUAGGAUUUUACAACUUUAUUAUUGGCUUAAUCACCCAGAUUGUGACAGCAUUUGGAUUCCCAUACAGUAAAAUGUUCUCUCAAACAUACAGAGUCUUAUGGUCCUUCUACCCUCCGAAUUUGCUAGCCGAGGGUAUUCAGAUGCUCACAGAUGCAACUAGUACACCUCAAGACCCUGGAAUGAGCUGGAAGGGAAGGACAAAAUGUUCGCCUAAUGAUGAUGAAUGUAUUUUAACAAUGAAUGAUAUCUUCAUAUGGCUGUCGGGGACGUUUGUUAUGUGGUUUGUUUUGGCUCUUUACUUUGACAAUAUUAUUCCGAACCCCUAUGGAGUAAGGAAAUCAGUGUUCUAUUUCUUGUAUCCUGGAUAUUGGACAGGCAAAGGUGGAAGCAAGGCACAAGAGGGUGGCAUCUGUACCUGCUUUAGUUCUUCCUCACAGCUUGAGCAUGUAACUCCUGAUGAUGAGGAUGUUCUUCAAGAGGAGAACAAUGUUAAACAGCAAGCAAACGAAGGUGUUGUUGAUUCAAAUGUUGCAGUCCAAAUACGUGGCCUUGCAAAGGUUUAUCCCGGAUCAACAAGUCUUGGAUGCUGUAAAUGCAAAAGGACUCCUCCUUACCAUGCUCUCAGGGGAUUAUGGGUGAAUCUUGCUAAGGAUCAGCUAUUUUGUCUUUUGGGCCCCAAUGGAGCUGGUAAAACUACUGCUAUCAAUUGCUUGACUGGAAUUUCACCAGUGACCAGUGGAGAUGCAUUGAUCCAUGGAAAUUCUAUCCGAAGCUCUGUUGGCAUGUCUAAUAUUCGCAGAAUAAUAGGCGUGUGUCCACAGUUUGAUAUUCUUUGGGAUGAAUUGACUGGUCAAGAGCACCUCAACCUCUUUGCAAAUAUAAAAGGUCUGCCUAGUGCUACAAUUUUGACGGUUGUCCAGGAUUCAUUGGCAGAAGUGAGGCUAACUAAUGCUGCAAAAAUGAGGGCUUCAAGUUACAGUGGAGGAAUGAAACGCCGUCUAAGUGUCGCAAUUGCUCUCAUUGGUGAUCCUAAAUUAAUUAUUCUGGAUGAACCUACAACUGGUAUGGAUCCUAUUAGCAGGAGGCAUGUGUGGGACAUAAUAGAAAAUGCAAAACGAGGGCGAGCCAUUAUUUUAACUACACACUCCAUGGAAGAAGCUGACAUACUGGGUGACCGCAUUGGAAUUAUGGCCAAAGGAAGACUUCGAUGCAUUGGAACUUCUAUCAGAUUGAAGUCACGCUUUGGAACUGGUUUCAUAGCCAAUGUGAGCUUUGUUGGGAACCUUAAUGGAACCCCUAUCGAAGGAGAUUCAACUGAUAUGAAUCACUCCCAGGAGGCUGUCAAGCGGUUUUUUAAAGAUCACCUGGGUGUAGUGCCUAAAGAAGAGAGCAAAUCCUUCCUGACUUUUGUAAUACCUCAUAAAAAAGAGGAGCAAUUGACGAUGUUUUUCGAAGAACUACAAGAAAGAGAGGCAGAAUUCCAAAUAGCUGAUAUCCAGCUUGCUCUUACUAGUCUGGAAGAAGUUUUCCUAAAUAUUGCCAGACAAGCAGAGAUGGAAAGUGCUGCUGCUGAGGGAAAAUUGGUCACCUUAAACCUGACAACAUCCGAGACUUCAGUUGAGAUACCUGUUGGGGCUCGAUAUGUGGGGAUACCAGGAACAGAAUCUGCAGAAAAUCCCAGAGGUAUGAUGGUAGAAGUGUACUGGGAACAAGACGAUUAUGGUGCUUUGUGCAUAUCAGGCCACUCUCGCGAAGUCCCCGUACCUUCAAAUAUACAGCUACCGACAGCACCGCCCACUACAUCUCGCCAGGGUGUCUUGGGUCGAAGGGGGAAAAUACAUGGUCAUGUUAUUGAUCCUGAUCAGAUUCCUGAAACAAUAUUCCAAAGAUAAAAUAGUCGCAUAUAUUGUGGUGCUUACAUAAUAUACUAUGUGAUUAAGCUAAGUAUGCAUUCUUUUUACACAUACACACUUUUGUAUAUGAGAAUGUAGAUUAACAAAUUUUGACCUUAUAAUAUGUUUGUGUUCGCUUAAACUACCCCCCAACUGGAUUAUUGGAUUGUAAUACAUUGUACAUAUGGUCUCCAAUACAGUAGCUUGUACUGACAUAAAAGUUUGGUUUUCUGGAAGCCGAAGUAAGAGGUUUGCUGC